Messenger RNA from Lates calcarifer (barramundi perch), 2315 nucleotides. RefSeq names its product 2,3-bisphosphoglycerate mutase (gene bpgm). Gene Ontology annotation, molecular function: intramolecular phosphotransferase activity. Bases 160 to 936 code for a protein of 258 amino acids. Gene Ontology annotation, biological process: glycolytic process. Lineage: Eukaryota; Metazoa; Chordata; Actinopteri; Centropomidae. The transcript has 3 exons. The record is from RefSeq and is a predicted model, not a curated record.
AUUAUGAUUGGACAGUCGGAAUGUCAAUCGUCAACGUUCACGGGAGCACUGCUGUACAUGGCCUGCGAGCGACUGUCAACACCAACGACUGUACCAGGCACCAGCUACAUUUAGGCCGGAUUUAAUACCCACACAGGGUUUCUGCUGCUGGUGCUUCGGAUGUCCAAGUACAAACUCUUUCUGCUGAGGCAUGGAGAGGGGGCCUGGAACAAAGAGAACCGCUUCUGCAGCUGGGUUGACCAGAAGCUGAGUGAAGAUGGGGUGAAGGAGGCCCAGGACUGUGGCAGGCUCUUGAAGGAACAGGGUUACAAGUUCGACUUGGUGUUCACUUCCAUACUUAGCCGCUCCAUCCAGACAGCCUGGCUGGUGCUGGAGGCUAUGGGCCAGGAGUGGGUCCCUGUCGUCAAGUCCUGGAGACUUAAUGAGCGCCACUAUGGUUCCCUGAUUGGCUUGAACCGGGCAGAGAUGGCUUUACAACAUGGAGAGGAAAAAGUGAAGUUGUGGAGAAGGAGCUACGACAUCACUCCACCUCAGAUUGAUGAAUCCCAUCCUUACUUCCUGGAAAUCUACAAUGACCGCAGGUACACCACAUGUGACGUGCCCCAGGAAAACCUUCCCCGAGCUGAGAGCCUGAAGGAGGUGUUGGACAGGCUGCUGCCAUACUGGGACAGCACUGUGGUGCCAGAGAUAAGGAAAGGCAGGACUGUGCUCAUUUCUGCUCAUGGAAACAGCUGCAGGGCUCUGCUGAAACACCUGGAAGGUAUUUCAGAUGAGGACAUAGCCAGCGUGACUUUACCUACAGGAAUACCUGUGCUGCUGGAGCUGGAUGAAAACCUCAGGCCUGUGAAACCACGACAGCUCUUGGGAGACCAGGCAAAAAUUCAGGCAGCCAUUAAAAAGGUGGAGGACCAGGGAAAAGCCAAACCAUCAACUUGAAUGUGCUAGACUUGUUGUAAGACUUAACAUAGCUCUGUUCUUGUCUGUUAAAAAGACUUUAAAAAAACUCAUUAUAUAACAUUAGACAAUAACAUCAACAAAUUGUUGUUAGUGAAAUUGAAAGAAUACAUGAAAGUCUUACACUGAGGUUACUGUAUGUGUAAUAGCGGCCUGACCUGAACACAUAUAGGUGUCACAGGUCAGACUUGUUCCACUGGGGCAGGAAAAAGUUCUGAGAUGUACUGUACUGUAAAUGGUUUAAGUGCUGUGUAUUAUGUGUGAACACUGAGGAAGUGUUUGUUUAACAUCUUAUUUUUAAGCUAAUUGUCUCUACUUACGCCUCUACGGUGACCCUAACAUGGCUAUUUAUUUAUUUACCUAUUGACUCUACCCUGCAGAUUGAUAGUAAUGUGGUGAAGCUGAAAAAUCUUGAAACAUGUCAUAGUCAAUUAUUUGCUUUCUAUCAUGUUGAUAAGCUUUAGGAAUAUUCCUAUGCAUUUGAACAUGUGCCUUCAGUAUUAACCUAGUGCUCAAAUUCUUUUUUUUUAAAAGCUAAAACCGAUCUUCUGGUGAUUUUAUUUAAGAAUAAAAGCACUCAGUUAACAAACCUUACCUCAUAGAAAUUGAUAGCCAGGCUGUUCAUUCCAAGAAUGGGGUAAUUGUGAGCCACAGAAAUGCUGUAAAUAAGCAGAACACUGUCCUAUGUGAGUUACUCAUACCUGGAAGUAGCUGAAGUUGUUUUUCUAUUAGGUUUAUACAUUACAUUAAAUCAGACACAGAAUAGAUUGAGUUUAAAACACAGUGGCUAUUGACCAUGGCUGUUAGUAUCAUAACUGGUUUGCACUUUUUAGGGACUUGAGAGGAUUUUCAAAUGUAUCCCUUUGUUACAUAAAUGCAAAAACAAUGAAUGGUAAAUACCAUUAUUUUUGGAUAAAUAUAAUUAGAGUUUCUAAAGAAACAAGCACUAUUUUGAUUUGCAAUUCUAAAUUAUUAUAAUAUAUUUACAGUUUUUUAAUGUUGCUUAUGUUCUUUUAAUGACAUGAGUGAAAAUGUUACAAACCAUGUCUGCACAUUACUUUGUAUAGCAGCACUAUCUCGUCAUACUUUAUUGUAUGUUGUAUUGUGUCUCUUGUUUGUAGAUGUACUGCAGUGCUGUUUAUCAUUUGUGUCUCCUGUUGUCUCAGUUUGUUGUGUUUUUCUGCCACUGUUUUUUUGUACACUGGUCUGUUAGGUCAACAUGAGAAAAGCGAUGAGUUAACAUGUAUUUGUUGAUACAUAUAUUUUCAUGUAUGAUGAUAUAAUGUCUUUCCUGCUGUCUACACCUUGCUAUGGCAGAGUUAGCAUGAUGAAAUAAAGGGAAUAAAAUUUUCCUAAAACAA